ACAAGCAGUGGAUCAGGUCUGCAGGUGUCUCUGUCUUUCUCUCACCCCUACCCUCUCAGUUUCUGGCAGUCUCUAUUCAGUAAGUAAAGAGAGUAAAUAAAUAAAUGCAUAAAUGAAUAAAUACAUGGGUGUGGGCAGUGGACCCCUCCUUCCUCGCAUUUCCCACAUUUCCUCUGUUCCAGAGGAAAGGGCGUGGAUGGGGUGGGAGUGCUCAGGCGUCAGCCCCACCCCGGCGGCGGGGCGCAGAGUCCGGCACCUGCUGAGCCCGCAGGUUGGGGCCCGAGCAGCCAGCACCCAGCAGCCAGCACCCAGCAGCCAGCACCGCAGCGAGCAGGUGACCCCGCGCCGUGUGGCCGGGGCCGGAGGUGGGUGGGUGCCGGCCCACUCAGCCCAGCCCUCGCCAGGGGGCGCUCGAACCCCGGACUCCCCUGUGCUUUCGCCAGUGUCCCCAGACAGCAUGCUGGCCGUGCACUUUGACCAGCCCGGGGGCCCUGAAGUCCUCUGCCUCAAGGAGGUGGCCAGGCCGAGCCCAGCAGACGGGGAGGUCCUGCUGGAGGUGGCGGCCAGCGCCCUGAACCGGGCGGACCUGAUCCAGAGACAGGGCCAGUAUGCCCCACCCCCAGGAGCCAGCAACAUUUUGGGACUCGAGGCCUCUGGACACGUGGCAGAGCUGGGGCCCGGCUGCCGAGGACCCUGGAAGAUUGGGGACCCCGCCAUGGCUCUGCUGCCCGGUGGGGGCCAGGCCCAGUAUGUCACCGUCCCCGAAGGGCUCCUCAUGCCUGUGCCUGAGGGCCUGACUCUGACUGAAGCUGCGGCCAUCCCAGAGGCCUGGCUAACCGCCUUCCAGCUGCUGCAUCUCCUGGGAAACGUUCAGGCUGGAGAAACUGUGCUCAUCCACGCAGGGUUAAGUGGUGUGGGCACAGCGGCCAUCCAGCUCGCCCGCGUGGCGGGAGCCAUUCCUCUGGUCACCGCUGGCUCCCAGCACAAGCUUCAGAUGGCAGGACAACUCGGGGCAGCCGCUGGCUUCAAUUACAGAGAAGAGGAUUUUUCUGAAGCAGCACUGAAAUUCACCAAAGGUGCUGGCGUCAACGUGAUUCUCGACUGCAUAGGCGGAUCCUACUGGGAGAAGAACGUCAACUGCCUGGCGCUCGAUGGCCGCUGGGUGCUCUACGGCUUGAUGGGAGGAGCUGAAGUCAGCGGGCCUCUGUUUUCCAAGUUACUUUUUAAACGAGGAAGUCUGAUCACCAGUCUGCUGCGAUCUAGGGACCAAAAAUACAAGCAAGUCCUGGUGAAGGCUUUCAGGGAGCAAAUCCUGCCCCUCUUCUCCGCGGAGGGCUCCAAACGUCUCCUGCCCGUUGUGGACAGGAUCUUCCCCGUCACUGAGAUCCAAGAGGCCCACGUGUACAUGGAGACCAACAAGAACGUAGGCAAAAUCGUCCUGGAGCUGCCCCGGUGAAGGAGGAGGGCUGCAGCAGGGCCCACGGCUACCUCGCACCUUCCCAUUCACAGCAAGUCACUCCAGGCCUGCCUGUAACACAAACCUGACCAAACCCUGGUUCGUCAACUGGAUUCCUGCAGAGCCCACCUGAAGAAAUACAAGAGGGGCCGGGUGGUGGCGCACCUGGUUGAGUGCACACGUUACAGUGUUCAAGGACCUGGGUUCGAGCCCCUGGUCCCCACCUGCAAGGGGAAUGCUCUGCAAGUGGUGAAGCAAUGCUGCAGGUGUCUGUCUCUCCUCUCUUUCACCCUCUUCCCUCUAGAUUUCUGGCUGUUUCUAUUCAAUAAAUAAAGA
This is a messenger RNA of Erinaceus europaeus (western European hedgehog), 1792 nucleotides long. It is a transcript of the gene TP53I3, whose product is annotated as tumor protein p53 inducible protein 3. Gene Ontology annotation, molecular function: quinone binding; NADPH binding; quinone reductase (NADPH) activity. The record is from RefSeq and is a predicted model, not a curated record. Lineage: Eukaryota; Metazoa; Chordata; Mammalia; Eulipotyphla; Erinaceidae. The transcript is spliced from 5 exons. Bases 113 to 1456 code for a protein of 447 amino acids.